This is a messenger RNA of Neoarius graeffei (lesser salmon catfish), 642 nucleotides long. RefSeq names its product serine/threonine-protein kinase pim-2-like. Gene Ontology annotation, cellular component: cytoplasm. NCBI's taxonomy places the organism in Eukaryota, Metazoa, Chordata, Actinopteri, Siluriformes, Ariidae. The record is from RefSeq and is a predicted model, not a curated record. Gene Ontology annotation, molecular function: ATP binding; protein serine/threonine kinase activity. Gene Ontology annotation, biological process: protein autophosphorylation; regulation of mitotic cell cycle; negative regulation of apoptotic process.
AUGUGCGUAUCGAUCUGUGGGCCCAGUGACACGCACAGACUCCCUCUUGAGGUGGCACUACUAGAGCUCGUGUGCAAGCCACCUCACUGUCCACAUGUGAUAAAGCUGCUGGAAUGGUUCGAGACGCCCAAAGCCUUCAUCUUGGUCCUAGAGCAGCCUGAACCCUGCGUUGAUCUCUUCCAGUUCUGUAAAGAUGUGAAAAUGUCUGAAAAUACAGCUCAAAUUAUUAUGCAGCAAAUUGUCAACGCUGCACGUCAUUGCCGUGACCGAGGUGUGAUCCAUCGUGACAUCAAGGAAGGAAACAUUCUCAUCAACCCUCAGACGCUUGAAGUGAAGCUGAUCAAUUUUGGCUGUGGUGAUCUGCUUAAGGACACGCCCUACACGGAAUAUGCAGGCUCCCAGAAGUUCCAACCACCUGAAUGGAUCGUUGCAAAAAAGUAUGAGGCGGAACCGGGUAUACUCCUGUACAGCCUAUUAUUUGGAGAAAAACCUUUUAAUGGACCACAAGAGAUUGUUGAUGGCCACCUGAACUUCCCUGAUGAUCUGUCUGAAGCUUCCUGCAGUCUGAUAGGAUGGUGCCUGCAACGAAACCCUAAAAGACGACCAACGCUGGAGCAGAUCCUCGCACAUCACUGGUUCUGA